This is a messenger RNA of Hemisphaericaspora subhashii, 897 nucleotides long. It is a transcript of the gene ILV6, whose product is annotated as acetolactate synthase regulatory subunit. The record is from RefSeq and is a predicted model, not a curated record. Gene Ontology annotation, cellular component: mitochondrial nucleoid; acetolactate synthase complex. The transcript has a single exon. NCBI's taxonomy places the organism in Eukaryota, Fungi, Ascomycota, Pichiomycetes, Serinales, Debaryomycetaceae. Gene Ontology annotation, biological process: branched-chain amino acid biosynthetic process. Bases 1 to 897 code for a protein of 298 amino acids. Gene Ontology annotation, molecular function: acetolactate synthase regulator activity.
AUGAUGAUGAUGUUAAAAAGACCACAGGGUCUCUUGAGACAAUUUGUCAGAUUCAAGAAUGGUUCUACUUCUGCUUUAGCUUAUAAAACCUUACAUCGUAAUCAAAAGAGACCACCUUUACCAACUUUGGAAACUCCAAGUUAUUCAGCUGAAACUGCCAUUACUUCUAUUUUAUAUGAAACUCCAGUUCCAUCCAAGGCUCCAAGAAAGCAACACGUUUUAAACUGUUUGGUUCAAAAUGAACCAGGUGUGUUAUCACUUGUUUCCGGUACUUUGGCUGCAAGAGGAUUCAAUAUUGACUCUUUAGUUGUUUGUAAUACUGAAGUCAAGGAUUUGUCACGUAUGACUGUUGUUUUGAGAGGACAAGAUGGUGUUGUUGAACAAGCCAGAAGACAAAUUGAAGAUUUAGUCCCAGUAUAUGCAGUUUUAGAUUAUACUAAUGCUGAAAUUAUCAAGAGAGAAUUAUUAUUAGCUAGAAUUUCAUUAUUAGGUCCUGAAUAUUUCCAAGAAUUGAUUGCUGCACAUCAAUUACAUGUUGACGAUGCUUCAGCAAUUCCAGAUUUAGCUGCAUGUGACUCAGCAUACCAUCCAAGCAACUUGGCUCCAUCAGAAGCUCUUAGACAAAAGCAUCUUCAUUUAGACCAUAUUUCUGCCCUUACUGAUCAAUUUAAGGGUAGAGUGCUCGAUAUUUCUGAUAGAAACGUUGUUGUUGAAUUGUGUGCCAAGCCAUCUAGAGUUUCUGCUUUUAUUACAUUAUUGCAACCAUUUGGUAUUUUGGAAUUGGCCAGAUCUGGUAUGAUGGCCUUACCUAGAACUCCAUUAGAACAACAUCAUGAAGAAGAAGAAACCUCAAAUGCAGCUGAUAUUGUUGAUGCAUCUCAAUUACCACCUGGUUAA